This is a messenger RNA of Paramecium primaurelia, 1584 nucleotides long. NCBI's taxonomy places the organism in Eukaryota, Ciliophora, Oligohymenophorea, Peniculida, Parameciidae. The record is from the annotation of a GenBank genome assembly.
AUGGAUUCCAAUAAAACAAUACAUUUUAUACUUCCAAAUGGUGAAAAGAGAAGUAUUAAUAAAAAUGAUGAUGUCUAUUAUAGAAAUAUAGCUAAAGGUAGAAAAUACAAUAAAUAUAAUAGAACUCAAUUUAUAAAUUCCUGAAGAAUUUGUUGCACUGUAUGAUAUGUAGUAAAAAAAAGUCAUUAGCAAAUAUAUUGAUAAGUAAUUUUUUUAUUUUAAAUAAGAUUAUAGACAGAAUCAAUAUAUAAACUAUUUUAAAUUUAAUUAGCAGUGAGUUUAAUUGAAAGUAAGGAAUAGGAAAUAAUAAAAUAAAAGGAAGAAAUUGAUAAACUUAAAAAAUAAUCUUUAUAAAGUUAAAAUAUUAAAAUUAAUAAAACUCAAGUAGAUUAAAUACAGGAAUAAAGAAAAGACUUAAUAUCUUUAUAAUAUAAUUAAAAUUGGAUUAAUGAUGAAUAAGAUAAGUAUUAAAAAGACAUGAUAAAAGAAUUAUAUCAAAAAGAUAUUAAAUGUGAUUUAUGUGCUUAAUAAUCUUAAAAAUAUGUAAAUCAUAUUGAAAGUUUAAUAAAUUAAUUGUCAUAAACAAGAUAAAGUGUUUAUUAAGUUUAAGAAAAUUUCUAAUCUUUCUAAUCAUAUAAAUAAGAUAAAUAAAUGGAAUUAUAUUAGUUGAGAAAUUAUAAAGUUUAAUUAGAAUCUGAUAAAAGAAAUAUUUAAUCAUAAAAGUAAUAGUUGGAUACAAAAGUUAGAAAAUUAGAAAAACUAAAAGAAUAAUUAGAAGACGAUGUUAAAUCUAAAAUAUCUGAAAAUGAUUAAAUGGAAAAACAAAAAAAAUAGUUAGAUUUAUAAAUAAAUAAAUUAAAUAAUUAACUUAUUAAAGAAAACGAAAGAUUUUCAGAAUUAUAAACAUAGUAUCGAUAAGAAAUACAAAAAAAAGAGAGAGAAAUAAAUAAAAAAAAUUAACAUAUUAAGUAUUAAUAAGAUAAUUUAGAUAAUAUAACUGAAAAGUAUAAAAAAAUAUAAAAAGAGUUUAAAGAUUUAUAAGAUAAAUAUAAUUAAGAGAUAAAAAAUAAGAAUGGAUAAAUAAUACCAGAAGAAAUUUAAAGUUUGGAAAGAAAAUUAAAUGAAGAAAAAGAAUUAAAUUAAAAUUAAUAGAAGAAAAAUUAAGAUCUACAGAAUAUAAUAAAUAAAUUAUAAAACAGUCUUGAUGAAUCAACAGCAGAAAUUAUCGAAUUGAAAGGAACAAUCGAAAAUACGGAAUAAAAAUUUAAAUUAUGUUAAGAAAAAUCAAUAAAAGAUUUAGAUUUUAAAUAAAAAACAAGUGAGUAAGAAAUUGAAAAAUUAAAAAUAAUGAAAAUUAAAUAAAUUGAUAAAAUAAAUUGGUUAAAUCAAAAAAUUGAGGAAGAUAGUCUUAGAUGGAGUGAAAAAGAAAGAAAUUAUUAAAUUGAAAUUUAAAAUUUGAAAUAACUAUAAGAUGAUAUAAUUAUAAAAAAAAAAUAAUUUGAUGAAGAUCUAAGUCAAUAAAGAUAAGAAUUUAUAAAUCAAGUAUAAAAAUCCUUAGCUUCAAUUUUAAUUGAAAACACUUGA